This is a messenger RNA of Somion occarium, 1635 nucleotides long. The record is from the annotation of a GenBank genome assembly. NCBI's taxonomy places the organism in Eukaryota, Fungi, Basidiomycota, Agaricomycetes, Polyporales, Cerrenaceae.
AUCGGUUCGAGCGGUGAGGCCAAUGUCGGACAGGCAGCGAGAACCUCAAUCGUGUCUUUAUGCAACGAGGUUUUCUGCAGUUCGCUACGGCACUUCGUUCUCGAAGAUUGCUUUGUUCUCGUUGUUCUCGCUCCUUUCUACGCUUCCAGCAUGCUGAAGCCAGCAAUGACGCCGGAUUGUCAUCUCCGAUUGUCAAACUCAUUGAAAAGAAGGUAGAAGAGAGAAAUCAACUACAGACCCAGGCAAGUUAAUGCGCUGGAAGAUAUGGGCUCCGCGGACAGUAAAAGGCUCAUGAAACAGCUAUCUGAAUCAGAGCCGUUUUGGAAUGCAUGGCAGGACUGGUCACGAACAAUCCAGUAGCUUCUUCGUGAAACGGGGGCUCUUCUUAAUGACCCCGAUCCAUACAUGCGGUCCAUGGCCAAUGAAGAAUAUGCAUCGCUCCAGUCUCAAGUGUCUGAACUUCUUCAGAUGACAUUCCCCACACUUGUAGUUCCACCUUCCAAGACCGCUCAUAUGUCGGCUAUCAUGGAAUUCAAAGCUGGCGUCGGCGGUUCCGAAUCGGCACUGUUCCUUGCUGAGAUGAUGCGAAUGUAUUUGCGGCUAGCGCAGACUUUUCGCUGGAAGACGAAUGUGAUUGCCAGCAAUCAAACAGAGAAUGGUGGCGUUAAAGACGCGAUUGUGGAGAUUAUGGGUGAAAAGGCGUAUGAUACUAUGCGUUUCGAGAGCGGCGUGCACAGAGUGCAGAGAGUACCCGCAACGGAGGCGAAUGGUAGAGUCCAUACGAGCACAGUUGCGGUUGUGGUGCUGCCCUUAGCUGAAGAGUCAAAUGCGGAGGCGCCAGACGAUUUAUUCUCGAUGGAUGACAUUAAGAUUGAAGUGAUGAGGUCUCGAGGCGCUGGCGGCCAGCACGUAAAUAAAACAGAGUCAGCUGUUCGUCUCACACAUAUACCAACAGGGAUAACGGUCUCGAUGCAAGACGAACGUAGCCAGCAUCAGAAUCGCCGACGCGCUUUUCAAGUUCUGAGAGCGCGUCUCAUGGAUAGAAAGCUCACCCAGGAGGUGGUAGACCGUCGCGAUGUUCGGCGAAAUCUUGUGCGGAGCGCGGAUAGAAGUGAGAAGAUCCGGACAUACAACUAUGCACAGGACCGCGUGACAGACCAUCGUCUAGGGCUCUCCUUGAAGAAUCUCGAAUCUGUUUUAGAAGGCGACUCACUACGGAAGAUACUUGAUGCCCUUGCAAAGAAGCAUCAAGACGACCUGUUGCAGGAGGAACUUGAGACUUCGUGAUAUAUCCGUUAUACAGUUCGUACAUGUUAUCCUGCUCUUUGUUGUAUUCCACUGCUAUAUUCUGUAAUUCAGCAUGGUCCUUCUCGCCUUGAUAACAUUGUGACCUUUCAAUCGUUUUGCAGUACUUACAUGAAACGGGAUAUGAUGGUAUAAUUGCCACUCAUCAAGGUUUUCAUUUCGCCUUUAUGUUUUAAGCCCAGCUGCUUUCUCCCUUUCUUCGCUAGUUUAGCAUUCAAUGACAACAAAAUGUUUACCGGAAUUGGUGAACUGAAGAUAGUGGCAGUGUGCACUUUGUCCACCAUCUCCUUCUAACUUCUAUUCAAACUCGAGUGGCCAUGUGUUACUAGG